Pecten maximus is the source of this 3344-nucleotide messenger RNA. Its product is annotated as HMG domain-containing protein 4-like. The record is from RefSeq and is a predicted model, not a curated record. The transcript has 10 exons. Bases 85 to 2664 code for a protein of 859 amino acids. NCBI's taxonomy places the organism in Eukaryota, Metazoa, Mollusca, Bivalvia, Pectinida, Pectinidae.
UGCAGUGCGCGCGAAACAAUGGCCGUCUCUUAAGAGAGAUGUAAACAGACACAGAUUUAGUAUUUCUGAGGCUAUAUUUGCAGAAUGGCGAGUAAACGCAAGCUCGAAGAAGAUGCAGAAACGUUCGCCACUCCUAGCAAAGCCGCAAAAUUGUCGGAAGAAGUGAAAAGAUCUGGUCGAGUAAGAAAGAAACCAGCUAGAUUCAAAGAUACGGAAGAGGAAUCGGAUGAAGAAGGAGAAUUAGUAAAGACCCCUAAAAGUGCUGACAGUACCAGUCCGAUCCCUGUAAAGUCUGUUUUAAGUCCCAAGGGACCUGCAGCUGUACCAUUCAUCCUGAAACCAGAUGCAGUGGCAAGUCCAUCAAAAGGGCCCAAACUUAAGACAGUCAUCGCCAAAUCUCCGGGUGUAAUUAUCGUACAGAACCAAGGCCUAAUUGCGGCAAGUGUGGAGACCAAUCCUUUACCUGCAUCGCCACAUGUGGCAUCUGUUCCUACAGUAGCACCUAUUUCGGUGCCUGUUGUGGUCCAAGCACCAGUUAUGCCCCUUGUCCAGUCGCCAGUGGCUGUGAAAGCUCAGACACAACAGAGCAUCGAAUUGGACAAUAAAUCCGGAAGGGUGAGAAAGAAGUCAACCAAAGUACUGGAGAUGGAAGCAUUUGAGGAGGCAGAGCGAACAAAAACAACUGCAAAAAAAGUUCCUGAAGCUAAAGGAAGUCAAAAAUCACCUGCAGCUAGAAAAAGUGGUCAGAUUGUAGGGAAGGCUGUGGAUGCUGGUCUUACAGCUGUUACACUGACCGGUCUGUCUCAAGGAGUGGCCGCAGAGGUCGGCAAACUGACCGCAGUCAAGAUGGAGCCAGCAGAACAGAUGCUGGACACCAGUAUUCCACCUCAGGCUCUGUCGCAACCAGCCAUCCCAGGGAAAAUGGACCCUGCAUUGGCUAAUCUCCCACCAUUUCCUCCUUCAAAACUAGGAACUUCAUCAAAACCAGCCAUUCCUGGAAAGAUAGAUCCAGUGUUAGCAAAUCUUCCACCAUUUCCACCGUCAAAGCUUGGAAACUCUUCUAAAAAAGGGAAGAAAAAGAAGGAUGAAGUAGGUUCUCUACCUGCCCCACCUUUGAUUGCUCCUACAUCUCCAGUUAUAUCUGGUGCUAAAAAAGUCAAAACUACUCCAAAAGUUAAAAAACCCAAACAACCCGAUCUAAUGGAUACUGAACCACAUUUAGUGGGUGGGGCCAUGAUUGAGGACCAGGAGGUUGGUAUACUACAAUCUGGGACUUUGUCAGAUAACACUAUUAAAGUAAAAACAGAACCAGUAUCGCCAGGAAAGACUGUUAAAAAGGGGUUGAAAGCAUCGCCUCCUUCCAUCGAUCCAUCCCUCAUUGAAACUGGGAUACGCAUCCCACCCACCAUGGCAGGGCAAAGUGGUAGUGUCAUUAAAAUGUUAUUAAAUACUCCAACUCAAUUCUCUAGUCCGACAGUGUCCACUCAGUCUAUAAAUACUGGUGAAAAGGCACAGAAACACUCUCCUGAGUCCAUGGAUACCAGCAUUGUCAAGUCUGAAGCCAUGUACCUCGGAGAUGAAUCGACAAUUCUACUGUCCACAGAUAUUAUGGAGCAAACAGAGACAGUUGGGGAUGAGGAUGUGUUCGAUAAGAAAAAACCUAAAAAAAUCAUUAAAAAGACAAUUCUGAUGGAUCCAAUGGAUGACGAUGAUGAUGACGAUGACCUGGACGAUUUAGACGAUGAUGACGAUGAUUUUGACAAUGUUGAUGAAUCUGGUGAAUGGGAGUUUGAAAACCAGGACGGUAAGCUGGUAAUAGCAGAUUUUCCUAAGAAAGGAAAUGAGGAAGCAGAGGAAGAUAAACAUGCUAUGGAUUCAGGUAAAGGAAAGAAAUCUCCAAAACGACCAACCCCUAAAAAGCGAGCGCCAAGCAAGGGCAAGUCAGAAGGGGCAGACGCAGAUGGUGAGCAAGGCGAUGGAAAGAAAGGUGGAAAAGCAUCGAAGGAAAAGAAAAAGAAGCGACUGACUGCUUAUACCAUGUGGUGUAAUACUGUCCGAAACAAAGUCCUGAGUGAAAACCAAGGGAUGGAUUUUGCACAGCUCAGUAGGCGUUUGGGUGAAAUUUGGCAAGGCUUACCAGCAAAGGCAAAAAUGGCAUGGAAACGUAAAGCAAAGCGGGAAGCACGCAAGUUACUGGGAAAAGGUCUACUCAUCUCCACAUCCAAGGGCGGGGGUGGGGUCAUCACAACCACAAUCCCCUCCUCCCAAGCCAUGUCAGCUGCUGCAGCUGCUGCAGCCGCCAACACUACUGCCCAUGCCACGCCGACUCUACAAGCCACUCCCCCAUCACAGCCAGCAAAGGUCACUCCUAUUCAGCGUGAGGAACAAUCCACGACAAAGCAGGCAUUCGGAAUAGAACCCAUUGAUGUGUCUGCUCACCUGAAGUUGGUCGGGGAAUCACUCAGCAUUAUCGGGAUGAGGCUCCAGGAACACCGGGGACUGAUAGCAGUACAAGGAAGUCUCUCUGUUUUACUGGACUCGGUGUUGUGUGCCCUAGGACCAUUGAUGUGCCUCACCACUCAGAUCCCAGAAAUGAACGGGUGUUCCAGUGAAACUCACUCCAGGACUCUGGACAAUGUAGCCUUCUUUAUGCCCGGACUUUAACAAACAUACACACACUUGGACAGUUUCAGUUAUACCAGAAAGAUUUUUUUAAAACAUACACAAAUCUGGUCAGUUUCAGUUAUACCAGGAAGAUUUUUUUAAAACAUACACAAAUCUGGUCAUUUUCAGUUAUACCAGGAAGAUUUUUUUUAAACACUGUAUCAAUAUGGUUUUUUCAGAGAUCACCCAUCUGUCUGUUCAUUCAAAGACUUGGAUGAAGCUUUACAUACCAGAUUUAUUCAAAUGCCUGACCUUGAAUUACCUUCAAAGUUAUGAGGAUCAAAUAUAUUGGAGAAAACAAUUUUUUUUUUUUUUUUUGAUAGCCAAAUUAUUUCAUUCAUGCCAUCUUAAGUAAGUUUUUGGCAAAUGGCUAAAUAAGCAGCUUGGCGAUUGUGUAACAAGGUCCUAUCAUUCAGCAAUACACACUACUACUGAACAGGUGUACAUUUUGUUAGUAAUGUUACUGCUUAAAAGUGGUCAUAACACUGUAGUACAUUAUCUGCCACAAAAUUAUGUUUUAAAAAAAAAAUUAAUUCAAAACAGAAUUGUUGAAAUGUGCAGAUUUUAAAAUGAUUAAAAUGUUUUUUGUUGUACAUGUGCAUCAUGUAGAGGUAGAUGAUCACCGUCUAUACAGGAUUUUAUUUUCUGUGAAUUCAUUAAAAUUGUAUUUGCAUUAAUAA